Messenger RNA from Lutzomyia longipalpis, 1177 nucleotides. Its product is annotated as homeobox protein ceh-1. Gene Ontology annotation, biological process: cell differentiation; regulation of transcription by RNA polymerase II. Lineage: Eukaryota; Metazoa; Arthropoda; Insecta; Diptera; Psychodidae. Gene Ontology annotation, cellular component: nucleus. The record is from RefSeq and is a predicted model, not a curated record. Bases 332 to 982 code for a protein of 216 amino acids. Gene Ontology annotation, molecular function: DNA-binding transcription factor activity, RNA polymerase II-specific; RNA polymerase II cis-regulatory region sequence-specific DNA binding. The transcript has 4 exons.
CUCCGCCUUCAACGGUAUAUUGCUGCCAUGAACGUUUAGUUGGAAAAAUGGGGAAAAUGCAGAGAAAAGCGAAAGAGGAGAUGUGAGAAAAUCCUUUUUCCACACCAUUCAAAGUCAAUUUGUCAAACAAAUUUAUCGUCAUUAAUAAAUUGUCUGUCUCAGUGAAUAGUUCGGAUCCGGGUUCUUAAACUUUUUGGAUGAUAACACAGAAUCACAGAAACAAGGAUUAAGGAUAAACAGUUUUAUGUGAUUUUUUUAAGGACUGAGAAAAAGGUGUUUUGUGCAAUUUAUUUCAGUGAGAAAAUAAAAUUUUCUAAAAACGAAAAUUAAAAUGCAAGACAGUUCUAAAUCCUUCCUAAUUAGGGAUCUCUUGGGGGAUUUAAUUGGAUCUCAUCGAAAUCACUUGAUGAAUCAACAAGAGAAUCCCAAUGAAGAAUCCCAACAGUCUGAAUGCACAGAUGAGGACAAUAUGGAGAUAGAUAUUGAAGAUCGCUCCUCACCUGAAUCCUCCAUCACUACCAACUUCCCACAAGCCUCAAUUGUUUCAACGAGCUCAGAUUUGGGCGGCAUAUUGCAUGGGAAAGUUGGGCGGAAACCCCGAAGGAGACGAACGGCUUUUACACACGCUCAGCUGGCAUUCCUUGAGCGGAAAUUCCGAUGUCAGAAAUACCUAUCUGUAGCCGACAGGAGCGAUGUUGCGGAUUCCCUCAAUUUGUCGGAGACUCAAGUGAAGACGUGGUAUCAGAAUCGAAGGACCAAAUGGAAGAGGCAGAAUCAACUGAGGCUGGAGCAAUUGCGACAUCAGGCAUCAAUGGAAAAGGAUCUCAUUGGCAGCGAUGGAUCAAUUGCUCAACCAUCGAUCUCUUGCUGUUCUACCACAUCUCUCCCAUCCUUCUCCCAGUCUCCGUGCAAUUUCCUCACAAGUGCAGCCGCUGCGGCAAUUUUUCGGAAUGUAGGCUACGUCCCAGGAUGUCCUCUGUAGAAUCAUCCGGAUGACUCACGCGGAUUCAGCGUAAGAUAAAAUCUCUCUCAAAAAUGUACGAGCUAAAUAUUAUAUUUAGAAUGCGAGGAACCAAGUAAAAGCAAAUCCCUUUUUAUCGCAAACAAGGCGCUAUAAAUUGAGAAGAUUAUCACCGUUAUGACUAAAUUAGUUAAAGAAAAUACAUCUUAUUCAUCA